AUGGUUUCGCAAAUGGAAGUUGGGCCUUCCCACUCUAAUACCCUGACGCGGAGGGGUCCCUCCUCCGUCGCCAGCUCGUCGAGGCAUCGCAGAUCUAGCAGACAUCGUAGACAUGAGGGCUACGUCUCGAAUGAAUUCCCCGAAUUCUCACAUACCGGUGAUGUGGAGAUACUGGUCAAGGCCGGCUCGAGAACGAACCGCUACCUCCUUCACCGACUCAUACUAUCGCAAUGCUCGGGCUUCUUUGAAGCAAGCACCAGUCAGGAGUGGUCGCGCAGUGGGAAUGAACCUAGAACAGGAGCAGAGCUGGCGCGGAUAGGGGAGGAUUUGAGUAGUAGUGAAGCGGGCAGGAAUAAGGAGGUCAAGAAGCGGUGGAGGUAUGAGCUUGAUCCCGGCGCUGACGGCGACGACAUCCCCAUGCUGGUUCAGAAAGAGAAUACAGCAGUAUCUCUCUUCGGCUCAAAUGACGGUCGUCCUCCAACUGUCCGGAACAAACCUCAGCCUCCAACUUCGAACCCAUCGUUCUUCCGUUCUGUUGCAAACCUCUCGCUCCACGUUCACGAACCCCCUCCUCCCCCAAUCAGCCAACAAGAUCAAGAUCUCCUCACCGACUACGAUAACCUCUUCCGCAUCUUCUACAACCACCCUCCAGCACUCAACUCGAUCGAUAUCGCUAGCGCAUAUGUCCAAUGCAAAUCCCUCCUUACCCUCGCAGACCAAUACGACGCCCUAGCGGUCGUGGGACCUCGAAUCGACCACCACCUCCUGCAAUUCCAAUCCCGGCUCUGGAAGCAAAUUGCCAAGUACCCGUCCUCAUAUCUAAAACUAGGGUACCUCGCGCAAUCGAAAACCAUAUUCCAGGAAGCUCUCAUUCAUGUGGUUGGUGCAUGGCCGCAAGGCGAACGCCAUAUCAGACACCAGCUCCCCGACGCGGUCCUCGAAAUCAUCGAAGACAAGGUGGAAGAUCUCGCGGACAUGGUGGGGAAAGUUGAGGGUAGACUCUUCAGAUUAACACUCAUGACGAGCAGAGGCGAGCGCGUGACUCCGUAUAAUUCACAUCUAGAUUGGUUGGUCGUGUCGCUAUUCCGACAGUGGUUUUCAGAUAGCACCGCUCCUCCACCACCUACCCCACCGCCUUCCUCACGCGCUCCCCCUUCACGGGGUAGCAGUUCUGGCCAUCACUCCCGCCAGAGCACUAACACCAACACAACGCUCGUACCCCACCCUACCACAACCGUCGACCACACUUCCCCAAACCCCUCCAUCGGCCGCACAAUCCGCGCCCUGGGCACCACCUCGUCAUCAACCUACCUGACCCACGACGAGUGCAAGAAAUUCCUUAAGCUCUCCCCGGAUCAAUACUCCCGCGACAACCUCAAGCGCUUUGAGCGCCGGGUGGACGAACUAAAAGGCAUGGCGAGGGAGAUCGUCAGACCGCUUAUGAGAUGCGCGUUGUUGGGCGGUGCGGAGGCUAAUAAUGUGGGGUAUUUAACGUGUACGAGGGUUGAGGAGAGGGAUUUCCCGUGGUUGGAGUAG
Messenger RNA from Venustampulla echinocandica, 1536 nucleotides. RefSeq lists its product as uncharacterized. The record is from RefSeq and is a predicted model, not a curated record. NCBI's taxonomy places the organism in Eukaryota, Fungi, Ascomycota, Leotiomycetes, Helotiales, Pleuroascaceae. The coding region runs from base 1 to 1536 and encodes 511 amino acids. The transcript has a single exon.